AUGAGAAAGAUUUCAAAACCUCCAUUUUCAUUCUUGCAGCCUGUUACUGUGGAACCUGUAAUCCUGACCAUCAUGCUUGCCCAGGUUUUGGAAACAACCUUGUUGCCUCAAUAUUUGUGGGACCGUGUAUCCGAGGAUGUUGGCUACAACAGCUCCCACAGGUCAGAUUGCAACAGCUCUCUGCCCAUUGACCCAUUACAGAAAAAGGUACAGAUCUUAACCUCCCGCUGGAAUAUGUACAUCAAUGUGUGGGGAUUUUUUCUGUCUAUACUGGUGGUGCCAUUCCUAGGCUCCUGGAGUGACAAGGCCGGGCGCAGGCCGCUCCUCAUCAUCUCUAGCAUGGGACUGGCUCUAGAGACAGUAGUGUCCCUGGUGGUUAUGUACAGGGGGUUAAAUUUGGAGUAUUUUUUACUGGGCAAAAUGAUCAGUGGCAUUUCUGGUGAAUACAGCUCCAUCUUGGGCAGUAGCUAUGCAUACAUAGCGGAUAUAAGUGACAAAAAAAAACGCACCAUCAGAGUUGCUAUCUUGCAAGCUUGUUAUGGAUUCUCUGGGAUACUGGCCGGCAUUAUUGGAGGCAUCUGGAAGCAGACACAGGGGUACAUCGCCCCAUUUUGGCUGGUCCUGGCUGUGAGACUGGCUUCGGCUCUCUACAGUUACUUGUUUGUUUGUGAAUCUGUGCCAGUAGACCCCUCUGUAAGGCUCUUCAGCACCAGCCAUCACAAAGCACUCUGGAAGCUGUACUCCACUGGGGGGAGUCAAAGCACUGGCUGCUUUCACAAAUACAAACUGUGGCUUUAUACAUUUUGCUUCUUUAUUGUGGUAGGUGUUCACUCUGGCUGUAAAGAACUUUAUGUUUUGUUUGAAUUGGGCUCUCCAUUGUGCUGGGGGUCAGAGCUCAUUGGCUAUGGAUCAGCAGCUCUACAUCUGGCCUUCCUAAGCAGUCCACUGUGGCUGAAGAUCAUGACACGUUGCCUGGAGGACUCCUGGGUGGCUCUGGUGGGGCUGAUCUCUAACAUAGCUGGCUUGUUGGUCUUCUCUGCUGCAAACACCACACCGCUAAUAUUCACAGCGUAUGGUAUAUUGCUCUUCAAUAUUACACCGAUUGCUGUGAUUAGGUCUAAGCUCUCCAAGUUGGUGGAUUCAUCAGAACAAGGGACACUAUUUGCUUGCAUGGCUUGUAUGGAUAGUAUGAGUCAUCUGGCAGGAAGCGCUGUCUUCAACUCCCUCUUCUCUGCGACUUUGUACUUUAUGAAGGGAUUUUCUUUCAUUUUUGCGGCCAUCUUACUGUUGAUUCCUUCUGUUAUAAUCAGCACUGUGGAGUGUUUGGAUAAAAAAACAACCUGGUCAAAUAGAAAUACUGUAGAUUGA
Molecule: messenger RNA, 1368 nt
Organism: Periophthalmus magnuspinnatus
Lineage: Eukaryota; Metazoa; Chordata; Actinopteri; Gobiiformes; Gobiidae
Product: proton-coupled folate transporter-like
Exons: 6
Coding region: 1-1368 (455 amino acids)
Biological process (GO): transmembrane transport
Cellular component (GO): plasma membrane
Molecular function (GO): transmembrane transporter activity
Source: RefSeq, a predicted model, not a curated record